This is a messenger RNA of Cordyceps fumosorosea ARSEF 2679, 2490 nucleotides long. RefSeq names its product RNA polymerase II, large subunit, CTD. Bases 1 to 2490 code for a protein of 829 amino acids. The transcript has a single exon. Gene Ontology annotation, cellular component: nucleus. The record is from RefSeq and is a predicted model, not a curated record. Gene Ontology annotation, biological process: RNA processing. NCBI's taxonomy places the organism in Eukaryota, Fungi, Ascomycota, Sordariomycetes, Hypocreales, Cordycipitaceae. Gene Ontology annotation, molecular function: RNA binding.
AUGUCAGGCAAAGGUUUCGCAGCCAACGACCGCAGCGGCGGGCUCCCUGGUAGCGAUGCCAAGCUACAGAAGCCGGUAAAGCAGUCCGUUUUUGAUAAGCAAAAGGCCGAAGCGGAAGCCAAGCGCCAACGCGAUGCGGCUGAGACCAAGGCCGUCUACGAGGACUUUGUCAAGAGUUUCGACCGCGAUGACGACAACGACAACCACGACCGAGACAACUACGGCAGCAACCACGGCCCGCGGCGAGACGGUGGCUUCAAUAGCAAUCGCGGGGGUCCCCCUCGACACGGGUUCGGCGGGGGAGGCUCGCGGCGACAUUUUGGCGCGUCUUCCUCGUCGUCAGGUAUGAAGAGCGGCCCGGGGAGCCUAGGCCCUGCGCCCAACGCAUUUGGAAAGAAGAGAUCGUUUCAAGACUUUAAUAAAGGCUCCACGGCGCCACGAGAUCGAGGUGGGAUGGGGUUUGAGGACUACCGCAGUGGUCCACCAUCUCAGCAGCAGGCCAGCGCUUCCUUGAGCAAGGCGUUUGCGACCAGCGACGACGAGGAUAUGGGCGAUGCGCAGGACAGGGAGGAGGACAAGGCGGUGGCGCGGCCGACGCUGCGACUCUCAAAUGUGCCUCCGGGGACGUCGCCGGCUACGAUCAAGGCGAUGAUGCCCUCGAACCUCGUGAUAGACAAUGUCAAGCUGCUGCCCCCGGCACCUGGCGCCGCGACGGAGCGCAAGAGCCUGGUGGUGAUUGUGACCAUGUCACCGGAGACGCCAGCGACAGACAUGGACGCGGCUGUGAGCGCGCUGCAGAACAGGUAUAUGGGCUACGGCUACUACCUGGCGCUGCACCGUCACCUGUCAUCGGCGGUCGCGAGCUCGGCGGCCGCGCUGCCGAACAUGGGCCUCUCAUCCGGCACAUCGCAUCCCUUCGGUGCCAAACCUGUGGAGCAGCAGUCUGAGGCCGGGGGAAAGAACGCGCAGCAGCAACAGAGCUUCCAUCGCGGGUUUGCGCCCCCUACGUCGUACGGGCCCAACUACGUGGCCAUCAACCGCGCCAACAUCUUACACGUGCCCGUCAAGCCGCCGCAGGACGUGCGCACGAUCCAGCUCAUCAACAUGGUCAUCGAGGGUGUCCUGGAGCACGGCCCCGAGUUCGAGGCGCUGCUCAUGUCGCGGCCCGAGGUCCAGCGCGAGGAGCGGUGGGCGUGGCUCUGGGACGCCCGCAGCGAGGGCGGUGUCUGGCUACGCUGGCGGCUAUGGGAGGUGGUGACGGGCGUGCAGCCCCGGGCCCAGCGCGGCAAGUACGUACCGCUGUUUGAGGGGGCGCACGCGUGGAAGUCCCCGGAGAAGCCGCUGCCGUUUGAGUACACGACGAGGAUGGACGAGUUUGUCUCGGACUCGGAGUACAACUCGUCGGACGACGAAGACGUGGACGACGAGGCGAAUAACAACAACAACCGUGACGGCGAGGAGAGCGGCCGCUCGUUCCUGAAUCCGCUCGAAAAAGCCAAACUGACGCACCUACUCGCACGGCUACCAACUACGCUGGGGCGGCUACGAAAGGGAGACAUUGCACGGAUCACUGCGUUUGCGAUUACGCACGCCAGCCGCGGCGUGGACGAGGUGGUGGACAUGCUCAUCACCAACGUGGAGACGCCGCUGUCGCUGGCCUCGGCGAAUCCAGACCGGGAGCGCGAUCGCGAGCGGGAGAAGGCGGCCUCGGACGAUGGUCCGCCGGACCUGAGCGGCGCGAGCCUGAUUGGGCUGUACGUCGUCAGCGACGUGCUGUCAUCGUCGUCGACGAGCGGGGUGCGGCACGCUUGGCGCUACCGGCAGCUGCUGGAGGCGGCGCUCCGGGCGCGCGGCACGCUCGCGUGGCUCGGGGGCAUGGCGGAGCGGCAGGGCUGGGGCCGGCUGCGCGCGGAGAAGUGGAAGCGCAGCGUCGGGCUGGUGCUGCACCUGUGGGAGGGCUGGUGUGUGUUCCCGGCGGCGAGCCAGGCGCUGUUUGCGCAGAGCUUCGAGAACCCACCGUCGAUGGCGAGGGGAUCCAAGGGAGCAGCGACGGAGGAGACGCAAGAUGGCGCUGGCGAGGUCAAAGACGGCCGGUGGAAGCUGGUGGAGGCAAAGUCAGCAGAGGAAGCGGACGCGGACGUGCAAGGCGAGCCGAUCAAAGAGGAUGAUGUCGAGGGAGAGCCGAUCGAGGAGGAUGAUGUCGAGGGAGAGCCAAUCGAGGAGGAUGAUGUCGAGGGCGAGCCGAUUGGGGAUGACGACGUUGAAGGUGAGCCCAUUGAGGAAGAUGAUGUCGGAUCGCCAAUGGACGAGGAGGAUGCGGCGGGCGAGCCAAUGGAUGAGGAUGAGGCGGCGCCGGGAACGGGGCAGGCUGGCAGUAGUGGUCAUGGUGCGGCGCCACAGCCGGUGUCGUCGGGAUCCGCGGCCGGACAACGGCGGAGGCGGAUGCGGGCUGCGGACAUGUUUGCCGACAGCGGCGAGGACUCUUGCUGA